Sorex fumeus (smoky shrew) is the source of this 686-nucleotide messenger RNA. RefSeq names its product phospholipase A2, membrane associated-like. The coding region runs from base 109 to 561 and encodes 150 amino acids. The transcript is spliced from 5 exons. The record is from RefSeq and is a predicted model, not a curated record. Gene Ontology annotation, biological process: arachidonate secretion; negative regulation of T cell proliferation; lipid catabolic process. Gene Ontology annotation, molecular function: phospholipid binding; calcium ion binding. NCBI's taxonomy places the organism in Eukaryota, Metazoa, Chordata, Mammalia, Eulipotyphla, Soricidae.
GUUGGAGGCAGCAGGGUCAGGAUCCUCUGAAAGCUAAAUACCAGGUAUUCGCUGCCUGUGGGAUUUCUUACCCCUUGGCUGGACUUGGGAAUAGCUGUGCUGGUCUGGAUGUGCAGAGCUCCCAGCAUGAAGACCCUCCUGCUGUUGGCAUUGAUCCUGGCUUUUGGCCUGCUGCAGACCCACGGCGCUUUGUGGAAUUUUGGAAAAAUGAUUGCGAAAGUCACAGGAAAGAACCCGAUCACCGAUUACAGCUUCUAUGGCUGCUACUGUGGCUAUGGAGGCAAAGGAUCUCCCAAGGAUGCAACAGACCGGUGCUGUUUUGCGCAUGACUGUUGCUACCGCCGUCUGAUGAAAAAGGGGUGUGGAACUAAAGGUCUGAACUACGAUGUUACUUACAGUGGAAGCCAAAUCAUCUGUGCCAAACAGAGCUCGUGUAGAAAACAACUGUGUGAGUGUGAUAAAAAGGCUGCCCUCUGCUUUAAGAAUAACAAGAAAAGCUACAAUGGGAAGUACCGAUACUAUAACAAUAAGAAGUGUAGUGGGAAGGCCCCCAAAUGCUGAAAACCUGUGGAAAUCUGCCACAAGGUGCUGAUUCCUUCUCUCACACUCCCUCUACAGACCCUUAUUGAGUUGCCUGGAAAUUUCAACUAAGUAUAAAUGAUUUUGAUAUUUGAAUAAAAAAAGAA